This is a messenger RNA of Siniperca chuatsi (mandarin fish), 3657 nucleotides long. It is a transcript of the gene dym, whose product is annotated as dymeclin. The transcript is spliced from 17 exons. Gene Ontology annotation, biological process: Golgi organization. Gene Ontology annotation, cellular component: Golgi apparatus. NCBI's taxonomy places the organism in Eukaryota, Metazoa, Chordata, Actinopteri, Centrarchiformes, Sinipercidae. Bases 303 to 2312 code for a protein of 669 amino acids. The record is from RefSeq and is a predicted model, not a curated record.
ACGCCCCACAUGUCGUCAUUACGCAAGGGGUGGCGACGUGGAAAACAUGGAGGAAAGGAGUAUGUAGAGUAAACUUAAUUGUCUCAAAUUCCACACAGUUUCAAGUAUUUGCCUUUGUAAGUUACACUUGAUAAACAAAUUGGACAGAACGGCUAAUUAGUGUAAAAAACAGUCGCCACCUAACGAUCCUGGAAGUCGAGAGACCCACGGAAACUGCCAGAAGCAUUUAUGACAGGAUUUGGCAUAUGCUUGGUGAAAAAGCAGUGAAGAGUGGUGAGUCUGGCUGAGUGGAGCUAGUAGAGAUGGGAGCCAACACCAGCCAAGUCAGUGACCUUUCCGAUAACCCCAGCCUCAAGGCCCUGGUGGGCACGGAGUCCAUAUCAGAGAAUGACCCUUUCUGGAACCAGCUCAUUUCCUUCACCUUCAUCAGUCCCACCAGCAGUUGCGACUCCAAGUUGCUGGAAGAGGCUGUCAUCCCCCUGGCCAAGAUCCUCAUUGAAAACAAUCCCAGAACAGGGAACUUUGGUGCUCUUGUGAGAAUUUUCCUGGGAAGAACCAAAGAGUUGAAAAUCUCUACAGAAUGCCAAGAUCAGCUGUUUAUCUGGCAGGCCCACAACGCACUGUUCAUGAUUCGCUGUCUGCUCAAGGUGUUCAUCAGGGAGAUGAGUGAAGAAGAGCUGCACCUGCAGUUCUCCUACCAGGAGAGGGCACCAGGCUCCUGUGGAGAAACAGGCAGCCAAGACCUCCUUGAGGAGCUGUUGUCCAACCUCGUUCACCUGAUUGUUGAAGUGCCCCUGCUUGACAUCACCUAUAGCAUCCUGUUUGAAGCAGUGACCACGCUUCUGGUAUUCUUCUCCUAUCAGCUCUUCCACAAAGACAUCCUCCGAGAUGGAUUAAUCUACCAGCACAUCAUGAAGGGACGAUGUUUGUCUUUAACCAGUCGACUGGUGAAGACCCUGCUCUAUAACUUCAUCAGGCAGGAGAAAUGUCCACCUCCAGCAACCCACAUCUUUGACCCGAAAGAUGAGGGAGGCCUGCUUUACGGCCUGGCAUCUGGGGUGGCAAGUGGGCUAUGGAGUGUCUUCACAUUGGGUGGAGCUGGCAGCAGAACCGGGAUAGACCAGGAACACAACCCCUUACCUCUGUCCAAUCAGAGCCUUCUGUUACUGCUUGUUCUAUCCAAUCUGACAGAUGGGCCUGACUGGCCCAACCCCUACCGCCAGGCUAUUACUUGUUUCAGAAACACACAAGACACAUCGUCUCUUCCCGUGGAGCAACCUCACACUUUCCAGAUCAAUUUCAACAGUCUGUACACAGCGUUGUGUGAGCAGCAGCGCUCUGACCAGGCCACACUACUACUGUACACCCUCCUUCACCAGAACGCCAACAUGAGGACAUACAUGCUCUCCAGAACCGACAUGGACAAUCUGGUUUUGCCCAUCCUCGAGAUCCUUUACCACGUGGAGGACAGAAAUUCUCAUCAUGUCUACAUGGCACUCAUUAUUCUCCUCAUCCUAACAGAGGACGAUGCCUUCAAUCGCUCCAUCCAUGAGGUGGUAUUGAAGAACAUCUCAUGGUACACAGAGAGGACAUUGACAGAGAUCUCACUUGGCAGUUUGCUUAUCCUGGUGGUCAUCCGCACCAUCCAAUUCAACAUGACCCGGACAAGGGAUAAGUACCUCCACACCAACUGUCUGGCUGCACUUGCCAACAUGUCAGGCCAGUUUCGUUGUCUCCACCAGUACGCUGCCCAGCGCAUCAUCAGUUUAUUUGCUUUGCUUUCCAAAAAGCACAACAAGGUUUUGGAGCAGGCAACACAGUCUCUGAGAGGCAGACAGGGAGACAACACAGCCUUGCCCGACUAUGCCCAGGACCUGAAUGUGAUUGAGGAGGUGAUCCGCAUGAUGCUGGAAAUCAUCAACUCUUGCUUGUGCAACUCUCUACACCACAACCCCAACCUGGUGUACGCGCUGCUCUACAAGAGAGAGCUCUUUGAGCAGUUUAGGAUGCACCCAUCCUUCCAGGACAUCAUGCAGAACCUGGACACGGUGAUCGGCUUCUUCAGUCAGCGUCUCGAGCAGGCUGGAAGUGACCUGUCAGUUGAGAGGGUCCAGGAGGUCAUCAUGAAAGGAGCCCAGGCCCUGCCCAACGACAGACUGAAGAAGUUUCCGGAGCUCAAGUUUAAGUAUGUGGAGGAAGACCAGCCAGAGGAUUUCUUCAUCCCCUACGUCUGGUCCCUGGUCUUCAACUCUGGAGUCGGCCUUCACUGGAGCCCACAUGGCAUCGAGCUGUUCAGUAUGGACUCUGGCUGAAACACCUGCUGCAGCAGACUGCGGGUGUCUUCAUCACCGUUGUGUGUGUGUGUGUGUGUGUGUGUGUGUGUGUGUGUGUGUGUGUGUGUGUGUGUGUGUGUGUUUUUGGGUGGGUGUGUUUUUGGGUGGGUGUGUGCGCAUUGCCCUUUAUAGUAUGUGCACGCUGCUUUGAAAGUGCCUCGACCUUGUACAGAAUGGUGUUUCUUUUUUUCCUCAUAUCAUAAUAACUGCUCUGCUUCUACACUGUGAAGCUUCAUCUGUACUGCUGUACUGGUUGACAGUACACACAGUAGCGCCCACUCAUGUACAGUCAGUCCUGUAGGGAAUACCUAUUUAACAUUUGAGCAGCAUCACCUGGUUCCAUAGCACAUGCCGAGUUACAUCUCUUCUGUAAAGCAUUUUGUUAUUGUGAGGAGCUCAGGACACUAGCGAUGGAUAAUCCUACGUUAUUUUCUUGCUUAUAAAGAAAAGGUCAACUAAAACACAUGCACCUAAGUGUUAUACUGCUCUGGUAAACAUUCAUUUAACGCUGCACUGAAUGCUAAGAAAUAGUACCAACUUAAUCUUCAAGACAUGUCUUGGAAGACACAAUAUUAAUUUCAUGAAUAACUUAUAUGAUAUUGAGUUUUAAGUAUGAUUAUCUGGUAGCGUUUUAUUUUGACCAAUAUUGUUCUCUGAAUACAAUGGGUUUGUAUAAAAGAUUUGUGAUUGUGAAAUAAACUUUAAAAAAAAGGGGGGGGUCAGAAAAAGAGAACCAACAGAAAGUUUUAUUGUAACAUGCAGGGUUUUCAGAUUUGACUCCACCAGUGUUGCUUGGUGGCCACCUCCAAUAACCCACCUUGAAUUACAGUUUAAUUAAUGCUUAAUUUCAGUCCCUGGAUAAUGUUAGCAGUCCACAUCGCUGUGAUUUCAUUGUUGCUUCCAGCCCAUUUAUUUGACUUUACCCUGUCUUUGUCGUUUCCAUUUUUUUCAUGAUGUUAACCCAAGGCAAGUACUUAAACUAGGACAAGUCAUUAAACCUCCUGUCCUGUUGUGCAUAAUUACAUUUGUCUCUUUGAUUUGUCACUUUAUUUGCAUGUUUAACUAGAGACUUUGUAUUAAAUUAUUUAUUUUCAUGUAUAUUGUUUUUUUAUAUAUUCAGCCCCCCAAAAUGUAAACGGUAGUAGUACUGAAAUGACUACUACUAAUGAAAGAAAAACGGUGGUACUAUACUUUGAUUCUUCCCAGGUGGGAAACUGGCUUUAUGUUAUUAUUAUAUAUACAUAUAAUAUGACAACAGCUGUCAUUUUGUGGCGAAUAUUACAUUGAAAAUAGGAGUUUAAAUAAAAAUAUGAAAUCAAAGCAA